Messenger RNA from Actinia tenebrosa (Australian red waratah sea anemone), 589 nucleotides. RefSeq lists its product as uncharacterized. The record is from RefSeq and is a predicted model, not a curated record. NCBI's taxonomy places the organism in Eukaryota, Metazoa, Cnidaria, Anthozoa, Actiniaria, Actiniidae.
UACAAUUUGGCUGUUUGACGAGCGUCGAUCGCGGUAGACGACACGGAAAAGAACGCCAUCUGACAGACAAAAGCUGAUCGUUUCAUCCAGAGGGAAAAAACCUGAAACAUGAAGCAAAUGGUGGUUGCACUGUUUUUUGUUGCUUUGUGCUGUGUGGCCAAAGUUCAAGCUGACAAAUGUUACAGCUGUUCUUCUAUUGAAAGCUGGGACAAAUGUAAUGAAGCCAAAAAAGAAAUUACCUGUCCAAGCGCAAAAUGUAUAAAACUGAAAGUCAGCACCGAAAUCAAAGCGUCCGGAGUCAACACCACAAAGACGCACAGCUAUACCAAGGGUUGUGGAUCGGCUGCCGCUUGUGAGAUCAAUAAUAACCCAUUGUGCAAGAUUUCGUUGCCUGGUGCCACCGUUAGCUGCACCGUCAACUGCUGUGAGGGAGAUUUGUGCAAUGCUAGUACUUUUCCAUUGGUCAGCGGUAUCGUGAUCCUGACAUGCGCACUUGUCUCUUUUCUGAGCAUGUUUUGAUUCAUGAGACAACUUGUGACAAGUUGUUACAUGUUUUUUAAGCUCCAAUAAAAACACUUAAAAUGUUUCA